Molecule: messenger RNA, 1428 nt
Organism: Marasmius oreades (fairy-ring Marasmius)
Lineage: Eukaryota; Fungi; Basidiomycota; Agaricomycetes; Agaricales; Marasmiaceae
Exons: 2
Coding region: 222-1340 (372 amino acids)
Source: RefSeq, a predicted model, not a curated record
GCGGCUCGAGAAGAUAUAUAAUGGGAUGUGAAAUAGUACAAGAGGUUUCAACUACCACCAUCUCUUUGACAUCAAAGCCCUCUUCACCAUGAUGUUCGAUGACAACCACUACAUUAAAAUCCUUCGGCGCAAUUCAGAAAAGGCUCUCGAGGAGAAAUUGCGGCGUAGUUCUGACGGAGAAGCUUUCGAAUUGGUCGAGCAAGCAAUGAAUGCGUUUAUAGAUGAUAAUAUUGUGCGUCCCAACAUCCAAGAGCAUCAUCUCAGUCCUUUCACUGCUUCGUCUCUGUCUGCCUCUUCUUCACCACAACCUGAACGCCGCAAAGUUUCUGUUGAACCGGAACAGUUCGCCAAAGAGAUUUCCGACCGAGACAGUGAUUCCGAUGACGAUAAAGACCCGUAUGCACCGGAGUGUCUGCAGCGAUACCAUCCAGAGCAGGUGUAUUUCGUUCAGAACGGGAUGGUUUACGAACGUUCUAUGUUGUGAGUUCCUUCUUGAGAUAAUGCUGACGCAAUUAGUCUGUAACUUUGUGAAUAGAAACUGUCCAAGUGAAGACGCGCCUUUCAUCCCUACCACACCGACAUGUGUCGCGUUGAAUCUCAGAGUAGCGCCCAUGCUUUCAUCGGAAGACGAAGACGAGGAAGUUGGCUCAGGAAUCAACCCUCUAUAUUUGACUGCAGAUUCACCAACGCGUCUCACCUCACCCAGCCCCGACCUUCGGCCUAUGCGUUUUACUUCUCGUCCUCGCGCUCCCAAGCGCCGCCUUGACACCGUCAAGGACCUUCUAGAUGAUGAUGAAGACAAGGACGACGACAGAGACCCCACAGACGACGAAUAUUGUCCUUCCCCGCCUCUCCCCGCGCGUAAAAAGACUCGCGCUUCCGGACAUGCCCGCCGAGCCGCCUCUCGUGGUAAACGAGCUCCUCGCUCUACUAGUAGCAAGCCAACUCGCGUGAUGCCUCAGUCCCGGAAUAGCCAGUCAACUUCCCCGGCAUUCCUGAAGGUAGUGAACAAGAAGCGAGUGCGGAGCUGCGACUUCAUCUGUCCAGAGUGCGGCUUUGAACAGGAGAACAAGCGGAUGCCAGACUACCAGCGGCACCUACGGACUCAUGCACGACCGAGUGACGAAGACCAAAGCCGAGGUUGGUGGUGCAAGGGUGUCCCUGUCGAAGAGCGGUAUAAUUACGCAAUUCCGGCGGAGGCUAAGACGUAUUACUUCCAGGACCGACAGAGAAUUGGUGGAUGUCGACUUACUUUUAGUCGCCGGGACGCACUGAAGAGGCACCUCGACAACCCCAAUGUGUCGUGUGUCGGUAGUCCAUCCCUUGCUAAUGAUGAUUAAUAGAUUGUUCUUGCAUUCAGACAGAGGAUCUUGGCCUAGUAUUCUAUUGUAUAUUAGUGUAGUGUUUUGCAUUAUCACAUUUGUAUCC